GGACGAUUUAACAAACCCGUGACAAAUCGGCACAUCUCCUUGAGUAGUUGCAAAUCCGUUUAUUUUGCUCCCUCCCUUCAAGAGAGGGAAACAAGAGUCGAGGUGGGACGCGGCGGAGCCAAGACCAGCUAAACUCUCAACUCUCACUUCGCCGUGUUCUUCUCAGUCGCACUUUGACGUACGCCUGACAACACUAAGUCUUUUUCAUGUACGGAAAUUAAGUGAUGGCAGAUUUUUCACCGUGUAGAGCAUCUGUCAUCUUGGUGCUCCUGCAGAUAUUCGGAUAUACUUGUUCACUGAGGCGGACUGCAGACAGUGGUUUGGAGACUCUCAGUCCUCCUCUGGAUGUGGAGCUGGAAACACUGAACUGCACAGCAGUUGCUGUCAGGUGGAGGGUGCCACGGCGACACGUCACCGCUGUCAUGGGUUACCGGGUGUUCUUAACAGAGGUGAAUAACAGUCCAGUAGGAACACCUAUUACACGGAAUGUCCCUGUCCGCAUUGACAUGUUGAAAGGGGUACCAUGGGAUGGACUUGCUGAAUUUAGCACCGAGGUGUCCAGUCUGAAGAACGAUAGCCAGUACCAUGUGACCAUUGCAGCCUAUGGGUGGGCAGGGGAGGGACGACCCAGUAUGCCUAGGGGCAUCACGCCAGCCUCGCAUGAGAGAUGCUUCAGACCAGCCCCCCCAUCAGUGCCGGAUGUGGUAGUAGGAUCUCAUACACAAAUUGUGGUGUCAUGGAAACCGGGUGCAUCAGAAGGAGCUUCGCCUGUUCAGCACUUCCUGGUUUCCUACACCAGACCAGAGGUGGACACGGAGUGGACAACUCUUCGCGUGCCCGUUCCGACCACCUCUAUGGUCCUGAGAGGACUGAGCCCAGACACACUGUACCAGUUCAUGGUCCAAGCAGUGAAUGCAAACGCCGCUAGUCCCCCAAGCUCUGUCAGUGGCAUCUGGACUCUCAGUAUUCAAGAUGCUGGCAGUGGAGCAAUCAGUACACAGCGUCUCGCGCGUCCCGUUACCAAUGACCAGGCUGCCGUCGUUGACUAUGACUACAGUGCCAACACUGAGGAGCUAUCUCCCAAGAAAGAGGUUCACAUGCCCUCCCAACCUGAAGCGCCAGCCUCUCAGAUUGGUGGUAACAUCUGGAGCUUUGCCCCCUUGGCUGCCGUCUCUGCCCCCUCUGAUGCCCCUUCUGGCGCCACCCUGGGUCCUCCUCUGCCCCCGGCCGCCUCCAUGACCCAGUGGCAGGGGGCGCUGAGGCGCCUGUACGACCUGCCCUGCGAGGACGCCGUGUGCCCCCCGCACACCAUCUGCGUGGAUGACCAUACCAGCGGGGGCUCCCGAUGCCAGUGUGCCCUGGGCAGGCAAGGGCCAUCCUGCUCGGAGAUUGUGCUGAUGCAGUUCCCCAGGCUGUUUGGCUACUCCUACAUGGCCUUCGACCCCCUGAAGAAUUCCUUUCACUCCUUCCACAUCAGUCUGGAGUUUAAGGCAGACAGUGUAGAUGGCCUCCUGUUCUACUGUGGAGAGAAUGAACAUGGCUAUGGGGACUUCUCCUCUCUGGCUCUGAUCCGAGGGAAGCUGCACUUCAGGUAUAACUGUGGGACGGGGGCUGCUCAUCUGGUGAGCGAGAGGCCGGUGGUUCCUGGCCAGUGGCACAGCGUGAGCGUCCACAGGGAAGGCACGAGGGGCUGGCUCCGCCUGGAUAAUCACACGCCUGUCACCGGACACUCACAGGGAACAUACACCAAGAUCACCUUCCGCACGCCACUGUAUGUAGGCGGCUCUCCCAAUGGCUAUUGGCUGGCGAGGGCGGCUGGGACCAACCGAGGGUUCCAGGGUUGCCUGCAGAGCCUGUCGGUCAACGGAAAGCGGGUAGACAUGAGGCCCUGGCCGCUGGGGCGGGCACUCUCCGGGGCUGAUGUUGGCGAGUGCAGCGAGCAUGCCUGCUCCGGCGUGUCCUGUGCCAACGGGGGAACGUGCUUCAGCACUCGAGCAGAUGCCCACAUUUGCCUUUGCCCGCUGGGAUACGGAGGAGCACAGUGCCAGGAGAGCGUUUGGCUGGCCGUUCCGCACUUCAACAAGUCACUGCUGUCGUACGCUAGCGCCCCCUGGCCUCAUCCCCAGCGCCACUACCUGUCCUUCACUGAGUUCGACAUCACCUUCCGGCCGGCGGCGGCCAACGGGACCCUGCUCUACUGUCAGGAUGCCAACAGCAGUGACUUCCUGGCGGUCACCCUAGUGGGCGGUCAUGUGGAGUUCCUCUUCGACUGUGGCACAGGAGCUGCUGUUCUCAGGAGUGAGGAGGCGGUCAGCCUGUUCAGGUGGCACGAGGUGCGGGUAUCUCGCACGGCCAGGAAGGGCAUCUUGCAAGUGGACAGCCAGAAAGCAGUGGAGGGCCUGGCAGAGGGGGCAUUCACUCAGGUCCGCUGCAGCUCUCCUCUGUAUCUGGGUGGAGUCCCAGACUACGGUGCCACCCGGAGGGACUCUGGAGUACUGGAGCCUUUUACUGGGAGCAUACAGCAGGUCCUGCUGAAUGACCGGGUCAUCCCGCUCACAGCGUCCUCACUGGAGGGGGUGAACGUGGGGAAUGUGGAGCACCCCUGUGGCACGCGGCCAUGUGCCAACGCUGGACAGUGCCAGCCCAGAGAGGACCAGUACCAGUGCGACUGCCCGAUAGGCUUCCAUGGAAGCCAGUGCCAACAAGCGUGCGCCGACCUGUGCCGCCACAUAGUGACAGAAGACAUUGAGGUUCCUCUCUUCACUGGUAGAAGCUACCUCAAAUUUGACAGCAGAAAUAUUUUGAAACGGCUCUCUGGCUUGCGGACGCAUGUCCAGCUGCGCUUCAGAUGCUUUGCCCCCAACGGGCUGCUGCUGUGGAGAGGAGAGGGGCCUGGUCUCGCUGGAGCGGACUUCAUGUCUCUUGGCUUGCAGGGUGGAGCGAUCAUCUUCAGCUUUGAUCUUGGUAGUGGACUUGGUGUGGUGGUGGUCAAUGGAACUUUUAAUGAUGGUCAGUGGCACCAGUUGAAAGCCGUAAGAGAUGGGCAAUAUGGCCGGGUGGUUGUGGAUGGUCAGAGGACCAGCAGAGGACAGUCGCCAGGGAGAAUGAGGCAGCUCAACUCCAAUGGACCUCUGUAUAUAGGGGGUAUGAAGGAGAUCUCUCUGCACACUCACAGGCAGUACAUGAGAGGCCUGGUGGGCUGCAUCUCCCACCUCUCUCUCUCCCCCAGCUUCCAUAUCGCCUUGAUCGAUGAGGCCUCGGACGGCAAGAACAUUGAAACAUGCCUCGAGUGACCUUACGGACCCACCAGAGACCCCCUCUCAUGAACCUCCUCCUCCUCUUCCUCCUCCUCUUCCUUCAACUACCUGGCUGAACAUUAUCAGCAUCAUAGUUGGCCCCACAAGGCUUCCGUUUUAACAUUCCAAAUGUUAUCUUAAUGCAGAGGAAGUAGAUUGGGAAACAAAUAGAACGUUCAAGCAUUAUUUUUCUUUUUAUUGUUGAAAGGGUCUAUAUUGUUUAUUUUUUGCUCCUUACAGACAACCACUGCCAGCCAUAGCCAGUACUACCGUACCCUUCAUAUGUUAUUUCAGUCGCUCUUAAAUGUCCCCUCCACUAUGCACCUGCCAAUUCAGUAAUCAAUUCAGUAAUCCCCACUUCCCAAACCAUACCAACAUUGACAGAGUCUGUCAGCCAACUCAAGGACAUGUGUCAUCCGUUAUAAAUGAGACUUCCACCUUUGGACCAGCAGGACGAACACAAACAGCAAGAUGCUGCAUUUCCCAAAGGACUUUUUUUAUUUAUUGCACUUCCGUAUGCCUUAGAAUGAUCUUGAAAGUUGUUAGUUUUUCAUUUUGUAAAGAUAUUCUGCCAAAUGGACUGCUGGUGCUGAGGUGGCCUCCCAACACAAAGAAGAGGAGGAGGAGGAGGAGGAGGCGGAAGAGGAGAAGGAGGAGGACAAGGAUGA
Molecule: messenger RNA, 3964 nt
Organism: Alosa alosa (allis shad)
Lineage: Eukaryota; Metazoa; Chordata; Actinopteri; Clupeiformes; Clupeidae
Product: pikachurin-like
Exons: 24
Coding region: 225-3293 (1022 amino acids)
Molecular function (GO): protein binding; calcium ion binding
Source: RefSeq, a predicted model, not a curated record